CCUGGGGCCCCAGGGACACUGCCCUAGAGGAGUCCGUCCCCCUUCGCCAGCUUUGGCGCAACCGGAGCUGAGAGUCGCUUUUAGUGUUUGAAUUCCGUUCGGCCAUUGCCCCGGAUCACCCGCACACGCGCACGCAUCCAGCCGCGCUCACAGUCACACACGCACGCCGCCGCCAGGUCGGCAACUUUGUCGGGCGCUCCCAGCGGCGCCCGGCUUCCUCCUGUAGUAGUUGGGCGCAGGCCCCGACUCCCCGCCGUGGUGUCAAACCGGCCGGGGUCUCGGAUUGGUCCAGCCGCCGGGACAACACCUGCUCGACUCCUUCAUUCAAGUGACACCAGAGCUUCCAGGGAUAUUUGAGGCACCGUCCCUGCCAUUGCCGGGCACUCGCGGCGCUGCUAACGGCCUGGUCACAUGCUCUCCAGAGAGCUACGGGAGGGCGCUGGGUAACCUCUAUCCGAGCCGCGGCCGCGAGGAGGAGGGAAAAGGCGAGCAAGGAAGAAGAGUGGGAGGAGGAGGGGAAGCAGCGGAGGAGGAAGAGGAGGAGAAGGAGGAGGAGGGGAGACAAAGAAUCCAGGUCUCCCGGCGGGAGGUUUACACCGAGAACCAUGUGUGCCGAGCGGCUGGGCCAGUUUGUGACCCUGGCUUUGGUGUUGGCUACCUUCGACCGGGCACAGGGGACUGACGCCACCAAUCCUCCCGAGGGUCCCCAAGACAGAGGUUCCCAGCAGAAAGGCCGUCUGUCCCUGCAGAACACAGCCGAGAUCCAGCACUGUUUAGUCAACGCCGGCGACGUAGGGUGUGGCGUGUUCGAAUGUUUCGAGAACAACUCUUGUGAGAUUCGGGGCUUGCAUGGGAUUUGCAUGACUUUUCUACACAACGCUGGAAAAUUUGAUGCCCAGGGCAAGUCCUUCAUCAAAGACGCCCUGAAGUGCAAGGCCCACGCUCUGCGGCACAGGUUCGGCUGCAUCAGCCGGAAGUGCCCUGCCAUUAAGGAAAUGGUGUCCCAGCUGCAGCGGGAGUGCUACCUCAAACACGACCUGUGCUCAGCUGCCCGGGAGAACACCCGCGUGAUGGUGGAGAUGAUUCAUUUCAAGGACUUGCUGCUGCAGGAGCCCUACGUGGACCUGGUGAACCUGCUGCUGACGUGUGGGGAGGAGGUGAAGGAGGCCAUCACCCACAGUGUGCAGACCCAGUGCGAGCAGAGCUGGGGAGGCCUGUGCUCCAUCCUGAGUUUCUGCACCUCAGCCGUCCAGAGGCCCCCCACAGCCCCUCCUGAGCACCAGCUCCAGAUGGACAGAGCCAAGAUCUCCAGGGCCCAUCACGGCGAGGCGGGUCACCACCUCUCAGAGCCCAGCAGUAGGGAGACCGGCCGAGGUGCCAAGGGCGAGAGUGGUAGCAGGAGCCACCCGAAUGCCCAUGCCCGGGGCAGAGCCGGUGUUCCCGGGGCCCAGGGGUCUUCCGGAAGCAGUGAGUGGGAGGAUGAACAGCCCGAGUAUUCUGAUAUCCGGAGGUGAAAUGAAAGGCCUGGCUAUGAAAUCUUUCCUCCAUGCCGUCCAUUUUCUUAUCUAUGGACAUUCCAAAACAUUUACUAUUAAAGAGGGGGGAUGUCACACAGGACUUUGUGGGGAUUGUGGACUUCAUGAAGGUGUGUGUUAGCGGAAUGAACAGGUGAGAUGGAGACCCCCCCGGGGCGGCGAGGCCUCGGGGCCUGAAGAGUUCUGCACUUACGCAUACUCAAGGGAGCACACCGUCCUCCUUGUAACUUUGUCUUCUUUCCACCUGCAGAGCCAGGGGGCGGUGGGCUGCGGUGUCCUCUGUGGGGCGAUGACACGGGGAGGGGCAGGGACAAGCUGGCCCACCUGGGCUGGACCACGCCGUUGGUGCUGGGCCUGGCCCACAGCUUCUGGGACUGUCUUGGCGGAAGGCAGGGCGCCAAGGCGGGAGUGAAUGUAAAACUAUCGCUGGGAACGCAGGAAAGGGUGGGCAGGAGGCAGGGCCAAGGGGGUGCUUGGUGCCAAACCGAAAUUCGGUUCUUGCAUGGGACCUUGCGGUUCAGAGCUGCUUGGGGGUGGGGAGAGUGAAAUCUCUGUGUAACUUCUGAGCCAUUGUUCUGUCUGGGGACACUGAGGGAGUGGCCCUAUGUGUUUAUAUUUUAACCACUGCUUCAAAUCUCAAUUUCACUUUUUUUUAUUUAUCCAGUUACAUCUACAUAUCUGUCAUCUAAAUAAAUGGCUUUCAAACAAA
Messenger RNA from Tupaia belangeri chinensis (Chinese tree shrew), 2244 nucleotides. It is a transcript of the gene STC2, whose product is annotated as stanniocalcin 2. Gene Ontology annotation, molecular function: hormone activity. Gene Ontology annotation, cellular component: extracellular region. The transcript has 4 exons. Bases 606 to 1514 code for a protein of 302 amino acids. The record is from RefSeq and is a predicted model, not a curated record. Gene Ontology annotation, biological process: intracellular calcium ion homeostasis. Lineage: Eukaryota; Metazoa; Chordata; Mammalia; Scandentia; Tupaiidae.